Physella acuta is the source of this 5739-nucleotide messenger RNA. Its product is annotated as serine-rich adhesin for platelets-like. Gene Ontology annotation, molecular function: metal ion binding. The record is from RefSeq and is a predicted model, not a curated record. Lineage: Eukaryota; Metazoa; Mollusca; Gastropoda; Physidae.
CAGGCACAGGAGAGGUAGGUGGAUCUAUGUAGUGGAUGGGAUACGACUGGGUAUGGGGACAGUCCUGUGUCGUCCUUAGCUAGACAACCUAGCGGAUAUAGAAUCAUAGCUGUGUUGUGUAUACCGUUUUCUGUUAACUACCGUGAACUGUGCAUAGGCCUACCUUCAAAAUGCAUUCUAUUUUGGAAAUGUUUCAUGAACUGAAAACGUAAAGUUUGGAUUUAAUGUAAUAUGAAGCCACAUAUGGAAGAAGGAAAACCAUUUCGCCUCCAAUAUAGACCUAAAGCGGGAUAAAUUAAUAUGAAACAGUGCCAUCUUGCCUUUGACAGAGAACUUCAACUACACAAAUAAACAAUGUGAUCGUUUUCGAUAUAAAGAUUCACAUUCACAAAACAUGGCCUUAACGAAUGUUGAUUCCAACGUGAUUAUUUUCUGAAACGGAAGUGAUAUAUCCACACUUCAACAUUUCGACAUUUUUCGGAUAAAAGAAACGAAUGGAUAGCAGCGACCCUAGCGGCGCGCAAGAGUCCCAGGCGACACUGCUGUUUUGUCGCAUGUGCCAGGCUGUUUACAGGCAGCCGAAGCUGUUGCCCUGCCUGCACAGCUUCUGCAGGCCGUGUAUCGUCAACGCCGUCAGCCACUCGGCUGCUGGGGGCACCGUGGUCGUCUGCCCGCAGUGCUCCUACCAGGCCAGACUGCCGCCCAAUGGCAUUGUCGGGAUACCGGACAACCCGUUGCUCAACAGGUUGUGUCAGCAAUACCUGAGUGAAGUUCAAACUCACCUCGUGGCCAGAUCUCUACAAGCCGACCCCAAAAGCCUCUCGCCCAAGCCGUCAGAGUUCACCGCCCUCCGCUCCAGGCUGAGCGAGGAACUGACCCACCCCAAGUUCACACCCUCGGACAGCCCCAAGCGCAGCCACAGCAGCGGCAGCUCCCGACCCUCGUCGGUCGGCAGCGCUGAAGACGUUGCGGACACGGGUCUAUCGGCCGACGUCUUCACGGUGGACCGUGGACCCUCCAGCAACACGGCGACCACCAUCGAAGCGAUACGGAACAUGAGCCGGAUCCAGACCAAGAUCAUGAGUCUGCAGGGCCAGGCUCUGAAGGUGACCUACGCCAUCGACCAGGUGAACCAGAGCAUGAUUGAGUGGCACCGCCACAAGGAGGACCUCAAGCGUGCCGUGGAGAGACGCUCGGCCCAGUUCCAGUUCUACAUCAAGAGAAUGGAGCACCAGCUCCUCAAUCAAAUCGACAGCAAGAUGUCCGACGACCAGUUCUACGGGGAGUCGGAUCAGAGUAAGACGGAGCUGAGGAAGAACCUGAAGAACAUCCUGCACGAGGUGAGCGUGCUCAAGUGUGUCCAGGACUUGGGUAAAGAUGCCGAGGUCAACACGCUGAGUCCAGCAGUGCUGAGCAAGUCGGUUGGCAUGACGGAGGUCAAGCUGAAGAAGUUACACUAUGAUAUUAUUGUCCCGGCUAAAUCUUUAGAAGAACUUGUUAACGAGGCCUUUGGUCAUGUGGCCUUAGCAUCAGAGGAUACGAGUGUCUUUGCCCCAGAGGUGUUGGACUUUACAGACAUUCAGCUGGGGCUAUCCUCGGAUAGUCCUGUGAGGGAUAGUUCAAGUGUAACUUUGGAAGAGGAGGUUGAGCGUGUUUCGAAGGAAGACGAUGAGGUCGAGAAGUCAAAGAAAAGGUCUAGUGAAAGAAGGUCCAGAAGGCACAAUACAGAUUUGGGCUUAGAGUCGACUGAUGUCAAGGAGUAUCUCGCUCAGUUCCAAACUGCAAGGGAGACUUUCAGGAACAGGAGGAAGGAAAUCUUACAACAGGGGCAACUAGCUAGGGAGGAUGCUUCCCCCAUGAGGCACGAGGUCAAGACACGGCCGAGAUCAAAUUCCAGAAACGGCCGUGUCCAGUCUCUGGACAGGUCCAACAUACCCAUGACCAGAGGUAGGUCACUUCUGCCCAGCCGUAUGGCGUACGAUGAGCGGCAGACUCAGAACACCGCGGGGGCUGCGUCAAACCCGUCAUCAGAGACGAUGAUACAGUACCAGUUUGGUGCGGCAUCCGGGAUGAGGAUCGACGACAUCAGCCUGCCAUCUCCUGUGAUAGAGGAAGCCUCAGUCCCCAGUUCCCCCAUCAAACGGCUGGUCAAGCAAACAUCAGACCCGCGGUACUCAGCAGACAGAGUGUCCUCCCCUGAAGAGGCAUCUGGUUCAGACAUAUUCCCAGGCCAUGACCAUUACCAGACUUCCGUCAGACGACACUCCUCAGACCAAGUCUCUCCCCUGAUGUUAAAAGAUUAUGUUCCUUUAGAAAUACACAAAAGUGACCCCAGCUCUCGGCCUGUACGCAGGGCUAUCAGCUCAGCCUCGGAUAGGAGAUCAAAAAUAGAAUACCUGCGAGAAAACUGGCAGAGAAGGAAGGAGAUACUGAAACAAAGUGAAGGGUUUGUGAGCUCAGAUAGUCAACACACCCGGCCUUUGGUUAUGCUCAUAUCCACCAAAACACCGCCCCAAUCACCACUACAAGCCAAGCCUACAAUCACAACCAUUGAGGAGCACAACACAGAGAGCUACCCCACACAUGAGGGCACGUCUCCGCCCCUGUCGCCUCGUCACAUCGCGAGCCCCAUCCAGCAUGUGAGAAGUGGGUUCUCAAAGUUUCAAUCCUCCAGCCUGGACAGUGGGGGCAAAUACACUAGUGAUGACAGUGUAGGCAGACAGAGAACAGAGAGUGCGAAGAGUGAACUCUCCAAGCAGGCUGAAGAUUCAACCAAUCGUCAAGUUUUUAACAAAACAGAGGUUAAGAUAGACAAUAGAGCAGAAGAGGAGACAAAGAUCUCAGAUAAGCAAACAGCUGAAACACAUAAAACUUUAACCCGUGAAAUUACUCCUGAAACAAUUCCUGUAGUUCAAACAAAUAUAGUGCAAGAGGAACAAACUAAUAUAGUACAAAAACCAACAGAGGUUACAAAAACAGAGAGCACUGUCAUGACUAAAGAACCAGUUACAUCCCCAGUCACGGCCUCGACAACCACCAGCAAAUACGCAAGAAACACCACGGUCAAGCCUAAAACAGACAGCAUUGACGUGAUGGCCCUGAUUGCCAACUUCUACAAGGCUGGCUCCACCACAACACAAACAUCAACCACCACCACAGCAAGCGUCGCUACUGGACAAACAUCAGUGUCCGUUACCUCCUCCACUAGCUCAACACCAACAACCUCAGCUGAAAGCAACGCACCAACAGUGACAAGUCCAACUUCAAAUUUAGAACUCAGGUACCAACAAAUCAAAUCUCGUUACAGUUCUAUAUUUGCAACAAGCUCAACUACCGCCACUACCACAUCAGAGUCCAACAAGUCCACAGCCGCUGGGGACACUUCCACACCAGUGACCACAAGCACCCAGCCGCCUCCUGCAGUUACAGGGUAUGUGAGAAAAUAUGAACCUAUAGGCCCACGGUAUGGCUCCAGUUAUUCAACAAGAACCACAACCUCAGCCGCUACAACUUCUGCUGUAACUGACAAUGGUCAGCAACCCAAAGAUGUGGCCAGCACCACAUCUACCACAUCUACCACUGCGACUACUGAGAACCAGCAAGUGCCAGCAACAACAGGAUAUGUACGAAGAUUUGAACCAAUCAGACCACGAUACAGUUCAAGCUACCUAUCCAGCACAGCAGCUUCAACAGCGCCUGCUGCUCCAGCAACAAAGGAACCAGACAGUGUUCAAACUGAAACUAACACUGCCACUACCACGACACCAGAGACCGCUACUAUCGACCAAACUUCCACAGAAAGUGCGAGUCGCUACGAGCCACGACGGUCCCGUUACACUGCAUCAGGUUUCAACAGAAGACAUACAAUAGAAGUCGGUAAAAGUGACAUACAAGAAGCCCUAGCCCUCAACUCCAGAAACGGUGCCUCGGUAACCCCUAUGCAACCACCCAUCACAACAUCAUCCACCAGCAGCGCAGCCCAACCCAGCAACAUCAUCAUCCAGACAACAGAACCAGAGGCGGACAUGACCAAGGUAACGUUUAAAAUUGGCCCCAGAGGCGGGGUCACCAAGUACAUUCCAACACCCCUCAACCUGGAGCCACUGGAAGAAGGCUCCGUGCUAGAGAGCCAAAGCCCAGUCAAGAAAGGUACCAGCAUCUCUGCUGCCAUCGCCGCCAUUAGGUCGCCCUCGCCUUCUUUGUCCCCAACAUCUCCCAGUGGUGGGGAUAAGAAAGGCAAUCUGAGAGAAAUCGCAAGAAAAAAGAAAGAAAGAUGGAGACACCUGACAAUACACUAAGAACCAUCAGGAAGACUACCUACUACAUUGGAUAGCUGAACAGCCCACGACAUUGAAUAGAAAAACUAUCUACGACAUUGGAUAUCAAAACUACCUACUACUUUGGAUAGCUAAACAGCCUACGACAUUGGAAAGCAAAACAACGUAUGACAUUGGAUAGCAAAACUACCUUCAAUUUUGGAUAGCAAAACAAAAACAACCUACACCAGUGGAUAGCAAAACAGAAACAACCUACGACACUGGAUAGAAAACAGCCAAUGACUGAAAACAACAUUCCACGAAGGGCCAACCAGCCAAUAACAACAAGGUGUUUAUUCGUACUUAUGUCUUUCUUCAAAGAUAAAAUUACUACUCAAAUUAUUCUUUAGAAUGUACUCAACCAUGUUUCAGCUUUUGUACUUGAAUUUUGCGAAGCUUACAUAAUUAUGUAUACUGUAGAUAUUAAAAGAUCUGAACAUGCCUAUAUUUCUUACAAAUAUUCUUAGCGUAUAUCACUUAACUGCAAGCAAUACUUUCUUCUAAUGAACUGUGAUCUUUUGUGUUUUGCCCUGUGUAUCAUAUCAUUACAAAUUAUAAACUGUUACGUUCGCACAUAUAAAUAUGCUAUUGUCAUAUGGUGCUAUAUAUGAUUGCUUACUACUGCCUAAUAUGUUUUAAUUGUUAUUGUCUAUAUAAAAUAAAUUAUAGUUAGAACAAAAUUUUGUGUAUACAUUAUCCCUCAUAUAACUCCAUUAUUUUAAUGUCAACAUAAAACACACUAAUGUAGGAAUUUAAAUAUAAUUUAAAUACUGAUAUGCAUGUUAAUAUGAACGUGCUAAUACUUAUUUUUAAACUGAGUAUCAAAGUGUGGAUGUUAAAACUUUAAAAAUGUAUCUUAAGAACCUUGACUAUAAAAUGAUUAAAACUAUGAUUAGUGAAUCUACACUGAACACAUGAUGAGCAUGAGAAACAAAUUUCAAAGAGCAAUGAACAAGUGAGAUUAACAGUUAAAUCUUCCUACAUUAAACAGCUAGCUAAAGUAAAGAUUAGGGAUUUAAAAAAAAACUUUCAUUUCUUUGACAAUACAUAUCUUUGUAAAUAUAUAUUCAAGUGACUGUACUAAAGUUGUAUGCCUAGUUUAGAAAUAUUAUAAGCAUCUACAUGCUUGUAGUAUAAGAAAUGUACAAACUGUUACUUCUAUUAGCUUUUAUACUGUUUAGUAUUCACUGGAUUUAGAGGAUUUUAAUGAGCAUAUCUGCAUAUUAAAAGUAUGACAAAUCAAAGUGAUUUACUGUGCCUAAGAGGACCUAGUUAUGUUGCUUCUGGAUAAGCUCUUUUUUUGUAUAUUUCGAGUAAAAUUUUUGACAAUUUUGUUUCCUUAUUCUUGUUAUUAUAGUCCUAACUUUCACUGCUUGUGCAAUUAUUUAAAGCAUAUUUAAAAAAUAAAAUUAUUUAAACUGUU